CUGUGUUGGAAUUUUUUGGGUAAUUACAUUCCGAAGAGGCAUUGCGUUAAAUGCGAUCAACCUGGGACAUUGUCUGGUAUUGAUCCAAAAAAAGCGACAUAUUGUAAGCCAUGUUUUGUUAUAGCUGUUAAACACAAAUUCGCAUCGACGAUCGGCAAAAGGAGGUUGUUUAAAGAUGGUAACAGGCGUGAAACUCUUAUUGUAUAUGAAGGAAAUCCUCAGUCCGCGUUCCUCUUGUCUUCGGUCUUUCAAGGCAUGAAAGCUGAGAAAAAUAAGAGGCUGAUUCUUGUUCCUACGGUAUACCAUUAUAAAUUACUUAGCUCGUGUGCUAGUUCCUCCAUGCGUUUGGAAUUAGUUUCUCUCGUUCGAGAUCUGCUCACUGUACAAGUUGCUAGGUGCCUUGGAAUUGAUAAAGUAAUGAUGCCUGACUGUGCUGAAGAUUUAGCCGGACGAGCAUUGUCGUCACUCGCUUUUGGAAGAGGUUCUUCUUCAAUUGCUUGCUUAACUGAAGUUGUUGACAAACGCUUCAAGGAUACGUCAAUAAUUCGUCCGUUGCACGACAUAUGUUUGAAAGAAAUCGCACUUAUUAACCGAUUUGAUGGAUGUGACGAAUACGUGAUACAUACCUCAAACAGUUUCCCGAACCCAUCGAUGGAGAAGUCGGUACAGAGUAUUACCGUUGAUUUUCUUGGUCAUCAACAGGCAGAAGGUUUUAAAGGAGUUAUAAAUACUAUUUUAAGUACAUCUGCCAAAUUACAGUUCCCGUCCUCGAAAUCAACUAUCUGUUCGCUGUGUUGUUCCUCUUUUCUCUGCGAUUCAAAAGAAAGGUUUGUUUGUUACAAAUUUGAUUUCCUAGCUUCUUUUGGCUUUUAA
This is a messenger RNA of Enterobius vermicularis (human pinworm), 873 nucleotides long. The record is from the annotation of a GenBank genome assembly. NCBI's taxonomy places the organism in Eukaryota, Metazoa, Nematoda, Chromadorea, Rhabditida, Oxyuridae.